GCAAUGGUGGCUGUGAAUGAGCCUCAUCGCUCUGUCUGCUGGUUCCGCAAUGUUGUCUGUGUAGCAGCGCCAAAAUUUUAGCCACAGAGGCCAACAUCUCCGCAAUAUGCCCACUAUCAACAGUCCAUUCGCGGCACAGCAACUAAACCCAAGCGCUGGACUCGUCAAGCUAGCUGUUUAGCACGCGUGUGUUACUGGACAUUCCGAUGAAACCGACAAUGGCACGGCCGGCAGAACUUCUCCGCAUACCGUUUCGGAUAUUAGCAGUGGUGACCGUGUUGCUUCCCUUCACUUCGUUCGUCUUCUGUGUCCUGUGGUCGCUGCUGUACAACUUUUCUUCAGUCACGUCGACGCACUGUGGGGUGGCAAACUAUCUUCCAUCUGUCAGUGCAGCGAUAGGGGGCCACACACCACAGCGCUACAUUUGGCGCUUUGGGAUCGCCCUACAUUCUGCUCCUAGGAUUCUCAUCAGUGCUAUGUACCAUCGCUACUACCAGAACAUGCUUGACACCCAACAUCAGUAUGUUGCCCGAAUUGCCUUCUGUAUAAACGUUGCUGAGAUCCUCACACUGCUGGGCCUCUCCAAUGUCACAUCUACUGAAAAUUAUGCUGUCCAUGAAAAGAUGUUUGUAACAUUCAUAUUGUGCUCCCUUAUGUACAUGAUACUGUGCUGUGUUAUACCAAGUCUCGGUCGAAGACGUUCACUCUCAGGACUGGAAGCAUACUCCUUGAAGGUGAAGAAGCAGCUGACUGCAAUGUCUGUCAUCCUUUCUCUUCUGUGUACCUUCUUUUUCGUUCGACAUACCACACACUGCGAACCAGGAAUGUACACCCUCUUUUCAGCAAGUGAAUACAUUGUGGUGAUAUGCAACAUGGGAUUCCAUAUGACUUCCUUCUGGGACUUCGCAGACAAGGCGCUUUAUGUUUCAAACCUUCAGUGUGAAAGCACAGAGGACAAGGAACGACUGCUGCCGUUGAAUCAAGAUGUUUGAUUGGUUGUGCCACAGAGAAAAAGAUCCUUGAACAGGAACAUCAGCAUUCCCCUAGCCUCAAUGUGCUGCGUGUCACUGGACAUCUGCACAUUACCAGGAAACCAAAAAAUUGCCACUGAGACGUCCAGCACUUUCUUUUCAGAUCUAAUUACGUACUUGAAGAUUCUACGACCAGAGGCUUCGACUUUGCACACGUAAAUAAAACCCUCUAGGAUUGUCCUUUCCACUA
Dermacentor albipictus is the source of this 1221-nucleotide messenger RNA. Its product is annotated as post-GPI attachment to proteins factor 2-like. NCBI's taxonomy places the organism in Eukaryota, Metazoa, Arthropoda, Arachnida, Ixodida, Ixodidae. Gene Ontology annotation, biological process: GPI anchor biosynthetic process. Gene Ontology annotation, cellular component: endoplasmic reticulum membrane; Golgi membrane. The record is from RefSeq and is a predicted model, not a curated record.